Messenger RNA from Neopsephotus bourkii (Bourke's parrot), 1440 nucleotides. RefSeq names its product SPOUT domain containing methyltransferase 1 (gene SPOUT1). Gene Ontology annotation, molecular function: miRNA binding. The coding region runs from base 7 to 1176 and encodes 389 amino acids. The record is from RefSeq and is a predicted model, not a curated record. Gene Ontology annotation, biological process: miRNA processing; maintenance of centrosome location. NCBI's taxonomy places the organism in Eukaryota, Metazoa, Chordata, Aves, Psittaciformes, Psittacidae. Gene Ontology annotation, cellular component: kinetochore; mitotic spindle; spindle pole centrosome. The transcript is spliced from 12 exons.
CAGAAGAUGGCGGACGGCAGCGGUGUGGGCAAGCGGCCCAAAGGCGUGCAGGUUGCGGACCGGAAGGUGGACUGGCGGCGAUGGAAGCAGGAGAGGAAAGCCGAGAAGAAGAAAUGGAAGGAGAUGAAGCUGCUGAAGAAGCUGGAAAAGCAGCGGAUGCGGGAGCUGGAGGAGAAACGAGCCGAGAAGCGAGAGGAGCAGCAGGAAGACAGAGGGCGGCACUACACUGUGAGCGUGGCCCUGCCGGGCUCCAUCCUCAACAACGCCCAGUCGCUGGAGCUGCGGACGUACCUCGCAGGACAGAUUGCCCGGGCCUGCACCAUCUUCUGCGUGGACGAGAUCGUGGUGUUCGAUGAGCACGGAGAAGAUGUAAAGAGCGUGGAGGGGGACUUUGAAGGAAUUGGAAGGAGAGGCAAGGCUUGUGUGCAGCUGGCUCGGAUCCUGCAGUACUUGGAGUGCCCUCAGUACUUGAGGAAAUCCUUUUUCCCAAAGCACGAGGAUCUGCAGUUUGCAGGGCUGCUCAACCCCCUGGACAGCCCCCACCACAUGCGGGUGGAUGAGGACUCGGAGUACCGGGAAGGGGUAGUGUUGGACCGGCCAACCAAGGCGGGCAGAGGCUCCUUUGUUAACUGUGGGAUGAAGAAGGAGGUGCAGAUCGACAGAGAGCUGAACCCUGGCCUGCGAGUCACUGUGCGCCUGGAGGAACCCCAGAAGCCAGAAGCUAAAGUGCGGAAAGGCACCGUGGUGUCCUCCCAGCACCCUCGCACAGUCUCAGGCUUAUACUGGGGUUACAGCGUCCGCCUUGCCUCCUGCCUGAGUGCUGUGUUUGCAGAGUGCCCGUUCAAGGAAGGCUACGAUCUCUCCAUUGGGACCUCAGAGCGGGGCAGCUCCGUGGAUGAGGCCACUCUCCCUUCCUUCAGGCAUGCCCUUGUCGUGUUUGGAGGUCUGGAGGGCUUGGAAGCCGGGGUUGACGUGGACCCAAACCUGGAGGUCACUGACCCCAGCGUCCUGUUUGACUUCUACCUGAACACGUGUCCCAGCCAGGGCAGCAGAACCAUCCGGACAGAGGAAGCUCUGCUCAUCUCCCUGUCUGCACUGAGGCCCCACAUCGAGGAGGCUGUGAAGACACCGGUGCCAGCGGAGGGCAGGGAGACCACAGACCCUGCUGGCAGCUGAGGACGGCCUGGGCAGAGGCUGUUCAGAUGUGGGGUGCUGGGGACAUCACUCCAAGAGCCUGCAGGGCCAAGGCACGGCGACUGAAGCUGGAGGUGCUGCUUCACUGAGCCCCUGGCUGCUGUUGGGAGCAGCAGGUCUGCAUCCUCCUGCCUGUACGGUCCUGCCAAGGGCUGGUCACUGCCCCUGCACAGCUGAGAGGAGCCUGGCAGCAGGAUCUCAGCCAUUCAGACAUCUGGGGGGGGAAUAAAGCAAUAUGGAACCUCA